ACAACCCAAAAGUAUUUAUUUUUUCUUUUAUUCGGACCAGACUUUGAAGAAAGUGGGUGGCAAAAAUCCCCAAUUUAUUUUGUUUUUGUUUGGGGUUCUAGGGUUCGUAACAACAGCAAAAACUUUUAAUUUUAAUAGGGAUUUUUGCCUAAUUCUUCAAUACAUACAGAAGGCCACAUCACAGCACCAAUAAUUUUUUUAUAUUCCAGAAUUACCCUUAUCCUAACCGUGUCUGAACUUGGAUUUUCUCUUCCUGUUUUUACCUUUUUCUCCAAAAAAAUUCAUCCUAAUUUGAUCCGUAUUCAUUAGUUUUCUGUUUGAUGUUUUUUGCAAAUUAAUGGGUUUUUUCUGAUUUGGGAUUUUCUGGAAUUUUUCUGGGUAGAAUCUCCUGAAUAGAGGGGUUAGGGUUAGAUCUGACAGUUCCGUGUCAAUCUCUUUUUCCUGAUAAAUAAUAUAAACUAUUAUAUAUUUUUUAUCUGGGAAUUUACUGGGACUGAAGUUUUUUUUUUCUGGGUAUAACAAAUUCUGUAUUGAUUUAUCAAAAUCAGGGUUGUGGUCAAUGCAGUGUUUCAGCAGCUUGGCUUGGUCAACCUGAUAUUCAGAUACUUUAGAUCAAGAUUAUCUAUUAUGGGGACAGAACUUCUUAGAGCUUGUUUGAAGGAAGAGGAUCUUGAUUUUCUGGCAGUCCCACCUGGUUUUGAGUCUUUCAAGGCGAAGAAGGUGCAAAAUGCUGACAGUGAACCCUGCUGCUCGGUUUCUUCAAAUCUCUCUCAACAAGAAUCUGUUAAUGUAAACUCUGAACCUGGAAUUGGUGGUGGGGGAAAGAUUUCAAGAUCCCUGAGGCAUAGACCGUCUAUGAAUUAUGGUCGAUACAAUCAAUGUUCUGAUGAAGAGUCUGAUUGUGAGAAGCUUGAUCAGAACUUUCCUACAAAGCCUGGCCUCCCAAAAGGAGUCAUCCGUGGUUGCACUGAGUGUCAAAACUGUCAAAAGGUUAUUGCAAGAUGGCAUCCUGAAGCUGCAUGUAGGGCUGACCUAGAGGAGGUGCCUGUAUUUUACCCAAGUGAAGAGGAAUUUAAAGAUACAAUAAGGUAUAUCGAAAAGAUACGCCCACAAGCUGAAUUAUAUGGAAUUUGUCGUAUUAUUCCUCCUCCAUUGUGGAAACCUCCCUGUCCUCUUAAAGAAAAAGAUAUAUGGGAACACGCCAAGUUUGUGACCCGUGUACAGAGAGUUGACAAACUGCAGAAUCGUAAUGCGUCAAGAAAACAGUCUAAGGUUCAUAGUCAUUCCAGGAAGAAAAGGAGAAGAUGUGGAAGAAUGGAUGUUGAAUUCGGGUCUGGUAACGGAAAGACCUCGGAGCCAGGAGAAGCUGAAUUUGGUUUUGAACCUGGCCCUGAAUUCACUCUAGAUGAAUUUCAGAGAUAUGCUGACACUUUUAAGGUCCAGUAUUUCAGGAGUGAAAACUGUACAGAUUCAGGUGUUGAAAACUGGGAGCCAUCAGUCGAUAAUAUAGAGGGUGAAUAUUGGCGAGUGGUUGAGAAGCCUACUAAGGAAAUUGAGGUUCUCUAUGGGGCAGAUCUGGAAACUGGAGUUUUCGGUAGUGGCUUUCCGAAAUUCUCUGAUCAAGGUUGUUCGACCUCUGACGAGGAUUAUGUGAAAUCAGGAUGGAACUUGAACAAUUUACCUAGGCUUGCUGGUUCCGUCCUUUCCUAUGAAAAUGCAGAUAUAUCAGGUGUUCAAGUGCCAUGGUUGUACGUUGGAAUGUGCUUUUCUUCAUUUUGUUGGCAUGUCGAAGAUCAUCAUUUGUAUUCUCUGAAUUACAUGCAUUUUGGGGCUCCAAAAUUGUGGUAUGGUGUCCCCGGGAGUGAUGCCAUUAAGCUGGAGGAAGUGAUGAAGAAACGUUUGCCUGAUCUGUUUGAUGAGCAGCCUGACCUCCUCCAUAAACUGGUUACCCAACUUUCUCCAUCCAUCUUAAAAUCUGCAGGGGUGCCUGUCUAUCGAUGUGUGCAAAAUGCAGGAGAGUUUGUCUUGACUUUUCCUCGGGCAUAUCAUGCUGGGUUCAAUUCUGGGUUCAACUGUGCAGAGGCAGUGAAUGUAGCUCCUGUUGAUUGGCUUCCUCAUGGACAGAAUGCUGUGGAGCUUUAUCGUGAGCAGGGACGUAAAACAACUAUUUCUCAUGAUAAAUUGUUGCUUGGGGCAGCUAGAGAAGCAGUAAAAGCUAACUGGGAACUUAGUUUGCUUCGGAAGAAUACCAUGGAUAAUUUAAGAUGGAAGGAUGUCUGUGGAAGGGAUGGUAUCUUAGCCAAAUCUCUAAGGGCACGUGUCGAUACAGAGAAUGUGAGGAGGGAAUUUCUUUGCAAGUUUUCGAAGGCACUGAAGAUGGAGAAUAGUUUUGAUGCCACCACUGAGAGGGAAUGCAGUAUAUGUUUUUUUGAUUUGCACCUGUCUGCUGCUGGUUGUCGUUGUUCCCCAGAUAGGUUUGCAUGUUUGAAUCAUGCAAAACAAUUGUGCUCGUGUGCUUGGGAUGGAAAAUUUUUCCUCUUCCGUUAUGAUGUUUCAGAGUUGAAUCUCUUGGCUGAUGCUCUAGAAGGAAAAUUGAGUGCCAUAUACAGAUGGGCCAGACUUGAUCUUGGACUUGCCUUAAGUUCUUGCAUAUCCAAAGAUAAUGGACAACUUACAGGGCUUAGUGGUGCAGUUUCAGAGCAACCUGGUGAAAACAUUAUAUGCAAGACAAACUCACAACCUAUAGUAACUUUGAAAAAUAAUGAAGUCAUUGCCAAAACCCCAGCUGUUUUGGCUUCAAGUGUUGGAAAGAUGUCUCUGGUUGAAAAGGGGAAGUUCCCUGAUGCUGUACUGGCCCUAGAAGCAACAAAAGUCGCUCCCAUUAAAUUGUCACGCCAAAGUAAGCGAAAAAGUGACAAGCAGCAGAUUGGCAAAGAUGGAGAGGAAGUCCCAAAUAAGAGGUUCACUGGAAUGGAACCUCAGCUGAAGUUGUCUUCACAUGGGCCAGAAGAUCUGAUAUGCCUUAGUGAUGACGAGGAUGAGCAAUCUAAUAAAACAUAUAUUGAUGCAAAUAAGGGAACAAUUGGCCAGGACAGUCCUAAUGUUCCUGAGAUUAUAGAGGGUUCUGAUCAUAAGCUGAAUCUUUGUGAUCUAGCUAAUGCAGCGUUGGCUGCUGAAGCCAAUUUAAAUUUGAUCUCCGAUGGGCAUAAAGAUGACUGUAUGUCUUGUUCAACAUCUCCUAAAGAAGAAACUAAUGUAAAAUGUGAAACAGUUGCAGUGUCUGAUGAACAUAAUCUUUCCUGUCAUCAAGGUUCUAUAGGUUCCAGUAUUGAGAAAAAGGACCCAGAUGCCUCUACUCCAGAUAGCUUUCUUCAAAAUGCAGCAUGUGUUCCCAAUGUGGGAUGUGGCAUUAAGUUUAGGGAUGAAAGUGUUGUGCAGAGAGUUCUUGAUGACGCAAGAAUUCUUCCAGGGAGCCCAUCUUGUAGUCAGAGCAGCGUUGACAAAUAUCCUCGCCAGAAAGGUCCACGCAUUGCAAAAGUUGUGCGGAGAAUCAACUGCAAUGUUGAGCUGUUAGAAUUUGGGGUUGUGAUUCCUGGAAAUCUAUGGAGCACCAGCAGGGCCAUCUUCCCGAAAGGGUUUAAAAGUCGAGUCAGAUAUAUAAACAUCUCAGAUCCCACAAAUAUGUGCAACUAUAUCUCUCGAAUUUUGGAUGGAGGACUAAAUGGACCACUUUUCAUGGUCUUCUUAGAGCACUGUCCAAGUGAAGUAUUUGUCCAGACAUUACCUACCAGAAGCUGGGAAUUGGUUCGUGAAAGAGUUAAUCAAGAGAUAACUAAGCAACACAAGCUGGGGAAAACAAAGCUUCCCCCUCUGCAGCCACCUGGCAGCUUGGAUGGAUUUGAAAUGUUUGGUUUCACCUCCCCGGCUAUUGUCCAGGUUGUUGAAGCAUUGGACAAAAACCGCAUAUGUGCAGAGUAUUGGAACUCUCGGCCCUUUGCACAGAUUUCACAGUGUUUUGUAUCAAACCUAAACCCUGGUGGUAGGUCGGAAGAAGCAAAUGUAAGAGGAUCUGACAAGAUACUGAGGGGACUAUUCAAGAAGGCAAACCCCGAAGAAUUGCAUUCACUACGUGAAAUUUUGGGUAAUGACCAAAGUCAUGUGACUCGUGUUUUGAAUGAGGAGAUUGAGAACCGAUCGAGGUAGUAUAGCAUCCAGUCUCAAGGGGAUAUAAUAUAAUGGCAGAUGAACCUUGAGACUGGAGGUCGUCUGUUAGAUUGAUUUUGUACAUUCUUAGUAGAGUUAUAUUUUACCUAGUUUUUUUUUUUUUUUUUUAUUUAAUUGUCGACAAUAAUAUACUAGUAACAGGAGAAGCUGGAAACUUAUCCUUUGGAUACCUCAUUUUUCUUUCCAGGCUUCUUAGAGAGAGAUUUGGUGGGUAACUACUACCUUUUUUUUUCUUCUUUUUUCUUCAACUUACUGUUAGGAUCCCAUUUUAGUGCAUAGAAUAAUUUUAAUGGAGA
Messenger RNA from Spinacia oleracea (spinach), 4520 nucleotides. RefSeq names its product putative lysine-specific demethylase JMJ16. Gene Ontology annotation, cellular component: nucleus; chromatin. The coding region runs from base 628 to 4203 and encodes 1191 amino acids. The transcript is spliced from 12 exons. The record is from RefSeq and is a predicted model, not a curated record. NCBI's taxonomy places the organism in Eukaryota, Viridiplantae, Streptophyta, Magnoliopsida, Caryophyllales, Amaranthaceae. Gene Ontology annotation, molecular function: histone H3K4me/H3K4me2/H3K4me3 demethylase activity. Gene Ontology annotation, biological process: regulation of gene expression; chromatin remodeling.